Messenger RNA from Helianthus annuus (common sunflower), 864 nucleotides. Its product is annotated as proline-rich extensin-like protein EPR1. Bases 1 to 864 code for a protein of 287 amino acids. Lineage: Eukaryota; Viridiplantae; Streptophyta; Magnoliopsida; Asterales; Asteraceae. The record is from RefSeq and is a predicted model, not a curated record. The transcript has 2 exons.
AUGGAAAUGGAUGACGACCCGGACUCAGAACUGCAAACCGAAACACCGGGCUACCCUAUCAGCAUCUCGAGCGGUUCUCCAUAUCAAGGAUCGCCAUAUCAUGGGCCCGAUUCGUUUGCCGAAAGGUGGAACCAACAUGAAUGGGCAUUUACCCCUUCAUAUCACAACUCUCCUGCUCAACCCCCUUUGGAUGAGCCGCAUCUUCAAGCAGUUUCUCCACCACCUCUUCCUGUUGAAGAGCCACCUCAACCACCUCCCGAGCCGCCAAGGCGAAGGAGGAAUGCACGAAUAUCCGUGCGAGGGGGACCUCGAUUCAGUUCCCCUCAAGGUUCAAGCUCUUACCCUCCUAUCCCCGAGGACCCACAAAUGGGUGGACCCUCGCACGCGGUGCCGGAAGACGAUCCUCCGCCGGUUUCUUAUGCACCACCGCCACCACCAGUGGGUUUCAAAAACCAGAUACCGACUUACCCAGGUUCUUCUGGGUACAACCCUUUUGAAUACCCAACUUCUGCGGGUUAUGGAACUCAUGAUCCAUAUCUUACUGCUGCACAGUACAAUGCACAUUAUCCUUCUUCUUAUCCUCCAGUUUACCCAACUAGAUAUCCGGUGCAGGGUACUCAAAUCAUGGUUGGCUCUGACGAAGCAAACAGUCAUCCUGUGGAAGGAAACAAUAGUACCAGGAUUAAUAUCACUGGUGCUGAAUUGCAAGCAAUGAUAACCACAGUAGUUGCUCAGGCUGUGGAUGAUAAGUUUAAGGAGCCGAGGAAUCUUCGGUCCAAGACUCACACAAAGUCCCUAUCUCAUUCGCAUACACUGAAGAAGGACGAGUCUCAACACUUGUCUAAUCAUAAAAGUGAACCAUAG